This is a messenger RNA of Staurois parvus, 489 nucleotides long. The record is from the annotation of a GenBank genome assembly. Lineage: Eukaryota; Metazoa; Chordata; Amphibia; Anura; Ranidae.
AGAAAAAACAACUCGUACAGUAGUGCGAACUAAUUAACAGUACAGGGAUGACCAGAGACUGCGGACAUAGUACAGGAGAUGACCAGAGACUGCGGACACGGUACAGGGAUGACCAGAGACUGCAGACACAGUACAGGGAUGACCAGAGACUGCAGACAUAGUACAGGGGAUGACCAGAGACUGCAGACACAGUACAGGGAUGACCAGAGACUGCGGACACAGUACAGGGAUGACCAGAGACUGCAGACACAGUACAGGAGAUGACCAGAGACUGCGGACACAGUACAGGAGAUGACCAGAGACUGCAGACACAGUACAGGAGAUGACCAGAGACUGCGGACAGUACAGGGGAUGACCAGAGACUGCGGACAUAGUACAGGGAUGACCAGAGACUGCGGACACAGUACAGGGAUGACCAGAGACUGCGGACAGUACAGGGAUGACCAGAGACUGCGGACACAGUACAGGGAUGACCAGAGACUGCGGACA